Enhydra lutris kenyoni (northern sea otter) is the source of this 2412-nucleotide messenger RNA. Its product is annotated as ubiquitin like domain containing CTD phosphatase 1. Lineage: Eukaryota; Metazoa; Chordata; Mammalia; Carnivora; Mustelidae. The transcript has 11 exons. Gene Ontology annotation, cellular component: nucleus. The record is from RefSeq and is a predicted model, not a curated record. The coding region runs from base 385 to 1341 and encodes 318 amino acids. Gene Ontology annotation, molecular function: protein binding; protein serine/threonine phosphatase activity. Gene Ontology annotation, biological process: protein dephosphorylation.
CCUGAAGUACCCGCCCAGCUCAGCGCCCCUUACCAGGCGCAUGCGCAAAACAGGGGAGGUCCGGCAGCCGGCCGGGGCCCUAGCUAUCUGCACAGUGGUUAAAGUCUCGGAAAGGCCCGGCUCCCUCGCCCGGUGAGGAGAUCCCUGGCAGCGGCCAUCUAGGAUUACCCUCUCCAAAGACCAACGCGGGAAAGAGCCGCUGUCUCCAGCGCGUUUCCGUUUCCAACCUGAACUUCCGGUUCGUUAGCCGGUUCCGGGCCCCGUUUUUCACUUCCGGUCGCCCUCGGUUCCGCUGCGGCUGGUUCCUGCGUCCACUGCUGCGGGUUCCGCCGCGCUCCAGGUGUCUUUUUCUGAGUGAAAGCUGCUUGAUCAUAUGUUUCAAGGAUGGCCCUCCCUAUCAUCGUAAAAUGGGGUGGACAGGAAUAUUCAGUGACCACACUUUCAGAAGAUGAUACUGUGCUAGAUCUCAAACAGUUUCUGAAGACCCUUACAGGAGUGCUACCAGAACGCCAAAAGUUACUUGGACUUAAAGUUAAAGGCAAACCUGCAGAAAAUGAUGUUAAGCUUGGAGCUCUCAAACUGAAACCAAAUACUAAAAUCAUGAUGAUGGGAACUCGUGAGGAGAGCUUGGAAGAUGUCUUAGGUCCACCUCCUGACAAUGAUGAUGUCGUUAACGACUUUGAUAUUGAAGAUGAAGUAGUUGAAGUAGAAAAUAGGGAAGAAAACCUACUGAAAAUUUCUCGCAGAGUAAAAGAGUAUAAAGUGGAAAUUUUGAAUCCUCCCAGGGAAGGAAAAAAGCUUUUGGUACUAGAUGUUGAUUAUACGUUAUUUGACCAUAGGUCUUGUGCAGAGACUGGAGUAGAAUUAAUGCGGCCAUAUCUUCACGAGUUCCUAACAUCUGCAUAUGAGGAUUAUGACAUUGUUAUUUGGUCCGCAACAAAUAUGAAGUGGAUUGAAGCUAAAAUGAAAGAGCUGGGAGUGAGCACAAAUGCAAAUUAUAAGAUUACCUUCAUGUUGGACAGUGCUGCUAUGAUAACAGUGCAUACUCCAAGGAGAGGAUUAAUAGAUGUAAAGCCUCUUGGUGUUAUAUGGGGGAAGUUUUCGGAGUUUUACAGCAAAAAAAACACCAUAAUGUUUGAUGACAUAGGAAGAAAUUUUCUAAUGAACCCACAGAAUGGACUAAAGAUAAGGCCUUUUAUGAAAGCGCACCUAAAUCGAGAUAAAGACAAAGAACUUUUAAAGUUAACUCAGUACCUCAAGGAGAUAGCAAAAUUAGAUGACUUUUUGGACCUAAAUCACAAAUACUGGGAAAGGUAUCUGUCAAAGAAGCAAGGACAGUAGUUACAAGCUGUACUAGCAGUUAUUGAGGAUACUUGAGAUCACGAACUUCUUGCUUUUAUGCUAGAAAUCAUUAUGAUAGUGCUGGACACUGCAGUGAAUAUCAGACUGCUUAUACUUGGUCUUCCAGUUUUUUGUAAAUUUAAUUUUAUAUUUUUUGAAGAUCAUAGCAAUAUGCUAAAAAUAUCCUUUUUUCCCCUAUAUGAAUAUACUGUUACUCUUAAAAAAUAUUUUCUCCAGCAUUGAGUACUGAGUCCCCCCGCCCUCCACACACACACACACAAGUCGACAAAAAUGUAUACUCAACAAUGUCAUUUUGUGGCUUUGGAAACAAGUUAUGUCUUGUGUUUUUGUCUCCUUGUGUUAUUGUCUGACUAAAUCUAAGACCAAAUCCAUCUUGAAACUACUGCUUUUCCCUUUAAAACCAAAAAAAAUUUUUUGUGUGUAAGGAAUCUAGUUUGGUAUGCUUAAAAUCACCAAGAAUUUUUUAUUCUUUUGUCAUAGACACAGUUUCUCUUUUUAUUGUGCACUAUUUACAUCUCUAAAUUUUGAGCUGUCUCAGCUUGGUCUAUAUGUGUGUCUGUGUUCUUUGAGUAAAACUGGAAAACGUCAGCUGUGAUACAAGUGUGUCUCAUAGUAUGAGAAAUAGAAAACAUAAGACUGAAGAAUAAAAACUAAGGAACAAAAGUUAUUUUUUUGGUGGCUAAGUAGAAGCACUUCUGCCUAAAACCAUUGUCAUAAAAGCAAUUAAAGGCAAUACAUUUUUAAGGGGACAUCUCACUGGUUCAGCCCUAGAAAGCAUGAACAAAGAGUUUUUGUUCUGUUCCACCUAUAUCUUAUCUAAGUGCAAACACUGUGUCUCAGUGAAAAUAUUUAGCCAUAAGAUUAAAAAAAAUUAUUUGCAAUGCUUACGCCUGCAGAUAUGUAAUGUGACCACUGUUUUGUCUUGACAGUAUUGCUUUAUACAGUUCUUGUAUUUGAAAGGAAUCUGACCCUUUCAAAUAAACUUGGUGUAUAUUGUUCUUACGGGACUAUUUCAGUGGUGUAAAUAAUAAAUACUUUUUUUUAAAACGU